UGAUUUGCGCGAGCACCGGCCGGACCAAUGGCGUUGUGAGAAAAUACAGUUAGUGCGAAAUUUGUAUUUGCGGUCAGUGUGGAUGUGACAGAACGUUAAACGCAGAUCAUUAGCAAGAUGAUGGACGCAAUGUCAGUAGUGACCCAGCUGAGGGAUCUGGCGUCAGAGCCUCAGAAUCGGGUGGCUAUUGCAAAAGACGAGGGCUGUCUUCCUGGUCUUGUGUUGUUCCUAGACCACAAAGACCCUGAAGUAGUGUUUGCUACUCUCCAGACUUUGAGAUACCUGGCAGAAUCGUAUCAAAAUAUUAACUCCAUGAAGAAUGAGCUGGGUAUGAUGGUGAGCCUGGAGACUCUGAUGGAAAAGAAUGGACUGAGUUCUGAAAUCACAGACCUUGCUAAAGAGGUGUAUGAAGUAUUGAGUGCUCCAGAGAGAAGAGAAUCUUUCAGAACUCCUGUACAACCCAUGAGAAGGAAUAAACCUCAGUUCUUCAUCAACAGUUCCAAUAAAAAGGCCAAAACAGUUACCCUGCUCAUACAGGGUUUGGAUGGGACGGAUCGGCGAGGUGUUUGUGAGGAGGCUCUUCUAAAGGUUAAAGGAGUCAUCAGCUUCACUUUCCAGAUGGCUAUGAAGAGAAUCACAGUGCGUGUGCGUGCAGACCUGCCCACUGAGAGCCUGGCAUCGGCGAUUGCUUCAACUAAAGUGCUUUCAGCCCAGCAGGUGGUGAGGAAUGAGAGCGGAGAGGAGAUUCUCGUCCCGCUCAGCACUACAGACACACACAUAGAGGAGAAUAAUCACGUGCCCGAUUAUCUACCAGAAGACGAGAGCCCAGAAAAGGAGAUAGACCGCGCCAUCUCUCGCACUAAUGCCAAACAGGAUGCCAGUGGGAGCUGGCUAAGCUCAGCGGCCAGCUUUCUGACCAAAACCUUCUACUGGUGAAGCUUUGAGCUUUUUGUAAAUAACUAAACCGCAGAAGGAAGGACCACCAAAGGGGAAAAAAAGGACUUUUGUAAUGCAGUUUGCUGAGUUUUAUCUUCUCACCCACUGCCAUAAAAACACCACAUGUGGUAUCAUAAUAUUCAUGGCUACAAGCGUACCGCUUGAUGUCUGGAUUUACCUUUUCUCGCCUUUUUAUGUAACAUUUCAGAAAUGAAAUGUCUGUCCUUCGUCUCUUUGUGUUUGUACGUGUUAUUUUUGUUGUACUGUUACGUUGACUUGUAGUGUAAAUACAUGCCUGUGGACCUAAAUGGACUUAAAUUUGUUCUAUCACAUUUCAUUAAAUAUGUCCAGUAAUAAAGGGAUAUGUUGACUGGAACUAAAACAGAUUCAGGUUUGGUAUGUAAAAUCAUCUGAAUUUAUCAAAGUGCUCAUUUAUUUAUUUAUUGAUUGAUUUAUUGUCGCUGAUGUUUCUGCAACAUGAUGUAUUUUGCAAGUGAAAUUGAUUGUUGGAUAAAAAAGCCAGUUGCAUUCAA
Messenger RNA from Clarias gariepinus (North African catfish), 1469 nucleotides. It is a transcript of the gene armc1l, whose product is annotated as armadillo repeat containing 1, like. Bases 118 to 936 code for a protein of 272 amino acids. The record is from RefSeq and is a predicted model, not a curated record. Gene Ontology annotation, molecular function: protein binding; metal ion binding. NCBI's taxonomy places the organism in Eukaryota, Metazoa, Chordata, Actinopteri, Siluriformes, Clariidae. The transcript is spliced from 7 exons.